AUUUAAUGUUCAAUUCACUUUUUAAAAUGACUGAAACAGAUUUGAAAAAAAUUCCAUUUUUUAAAUUAUUAAAUCUUGAAGCUGUUACUCCAGUGAAUGAUUCAUCCAAGAUUUACAAAAAUCACUUAUUAGUUUUACCAGGCCAUAAAACCGAUCUCAUGUACAAAAACAACAGUAUAAAAACUGGAUAUGAAAAUUUUUGUAUUAAAAAAGGCACUUUAAAAUUGUUUCCAUUUAAAGAUUUUGAUUUUAUUGGUAAACAUGUUGUUUGUCAAAAAUGUUGUCAAAAGUUUGCUUCAAAAUUGUCUUAUAAAGCACAUGUUGGAACUGGUAUUUGUGUUAGAACUUAUAAUGGACCAAAUCUUAUCUAUCUUAAAUACAAAAAUAGAAAUUAUAGGCAAGUUCGGAAAAAAAAUAAAAGAAAGUUUGAAGAAGACUUUCAUGGUCAUGAUAUAAAAAAAAAUUUAUUAAAUCCUGAAAUGUUGAAUACCUUACAGACUCGUAAUAAAUGCUAUUCUGACAUAACACAUCAACGAAAUAAAGUUAAAGAAAAAUCAAUUAAUGAUUCCGAUAAAAAUAAUGAUGAGCCCUCUGUGAAAAAACCAAGAGGAAGACCUAGAAAGAACAUUGUUAAUGAUGAUAAUGAGCUUAAAAAACGAGGCAGACCAAAGAAGUUUGAUGCAGCCGCAGUUGAUAGCUCAAGCCAAAAUGAUAACAGCUCAAGUAGUAACAUGGAAAUGGAUGAGUCUGAAGAACCAAAAAAAUAUAGUUAUUGUAGGGCUGAUGAUGCAUUCAAUAAUAAUAUUAAUGAUCAUGGCAAAUUAAAAUCAUUGUCUUUGAAAAUGAAAAUUCUAUCAAAAAAAUUCUGGAAAAUUUUUAAAAAUGAGUGUAAACCGAAAGAUGUAGAUAUUAAUGAAUAUCAAUAUCCUACUAAACACAAAACCCAGUGUAAUGAAGAAAAAAAAGGUGAUUUACAGGCUGAAGAAAAAGAAAUUUUUCUUAAAAUUGAAGAACUAGAAAAUGAUAUUAAGUUACUUUCUAAACAGUUUCAGGGUAAGAAUGAAUAUUCAAGUAAUGAUGAAUUAAAAUUAAUGCUGACAAAAAUUAGUGAUAUGCGUAAUGAAAUUAAACAAUGUAAACUGAAGAAGACUGAUGUGAAAGAAUCAAUACCAGAUGAAGGCAAAGAAAAUAUUCAACAUACUCUUAAAAAGAAAGAAAAUGAAGAAACUGAUAUUGAAAUGGAUAGUAUAGAUUUUGAUAAAAAUGAAAAAUGUGUAGGAUUAUGGUUAACUAAUAGUAAUACUGUUUCGUCCACUAAAACCAUAAAAAUGAAUGAUGGUUGUAAAUCCAUUAAUUGUACAAAUGUAGAUAAUUUAAAAAAAGAAUCCACAAGUCAGGACAGUUUUGGAGAUAAUUUAAAAACAUUAAAUGUAGAUAAAACUCCAAAUAUUACCAGUUCAGUUAACCAUUUAAAUGAUCUUGGUAUAAAUUAUAUCUAUAACCCAAUAUUGAACUGUAGAAAUUGUAGUAAAAAUUUCACUUCUAUCGCUGAAUGGAAACUACAUCGUUCUGAACAUUUAGUUAAGUUAAAUAAAAGUUUUUUAUGUAAGAUUUGUGGACUCAAAUUCAAAAUGUAUAAAAAUUUUACAAAACACGUUAAUAUUCAUAAAAAAACAGAACAAAAAAAAUUGUAUUAUGAUAAAAAAAAUGUCAAAAACUUAAUAUGUAAAAUAUGUAAUAGACAGUAUAAUUACCUUAGAUCAUAUUAUGCCCACAUUAAAACCCAUAUUGAUGAAUAAUCUUUUUUUUUUUUU
Messenger RNA from Melanaphis sacchari, 1814 nucleotides. RefSeq lists its product as uncharacterized. Gene Ontology annotation, cellular component: nucleus. Gene Ontology annotation, molecular function: DNA binding. The coding region runs from base 6 to 1799 and encodes 597 amino acids. NCBI's taxonomy places the organism in Eukaryota, Metazoa, Arthropoda, Insecta, Hemiptera, Aphididae. The record is from RefSeq and is a predicted model, not a curated record. The transcript is spliced from 3 exons.